ACUGAAAGCAAGACGUCAAGGUCAAACGUCACGUCGAACUUCUAAAGUUGUAAAAUUUUGAAUUUUCUCUUUUCUACCCAGAAUUUAAAUUACACUUUCAGUUCCGUUAACUAGACUUCUUUUAAAUUAGCUAAUAAUUGCUAACGUGUGUGUGAAUUUAUUUUGCAGUGAAAAAUGGAGCCCAACGAAGACUCGAAUGUUCCAGAUGAACGAAAAAUAUUUCAAAACUCUAUUGAAUAUCUACACCGAAUUUCAUCCUUUCUGAAAGUACCCGCUCUAAAGACAAUUUUCAACACAAAAAGCAGGCUGAUGGAACUAAGAACAGGUAUCCUCCUACCACCUAAUAUGACAAAGGCAUCAGUAAAAUGCCAAAGGUGCUUGCUAAAUUUUCAAGAUGGACCAGCAAAGUACAGUAUAAAAAAAGCCCAGAAACUGCAAAGGUUUGCUAGAAAAAUAAAGUCAAAAGAACAGAAAGGUAAACCAUUGACAGCAUAUCAAAGAAGAUUUUUUAAGAAAUUCAAGUAUCAUGAGGGAAACAUGUUGAUUAUAAAGUGCAAAUUUUGUGAUAAACAAGCCUCUAUUCAACUGCAGAAACCAGUAAAGGAGAAGACAAUUUCACUUAUCACUCCAAAGAAAAAGAAGAAACGAAAAGAUAAGUCAGCAGGUUUGAAUCAAGAGGUACUGCGAAACUUUGUGUCCAAGAGACAAGAUUCUGUCAUUGUUCUAGAUGACAGUAUUAGGGAAUCCAGUCAGAAUAAGUCUGUUAUUGUCAUCGAGGAUAGUUUUGCCAAAACUCCUAAAAAAGUUAAUAUUACUAACACUUCCAGAAGUAAAAAAUCUGUGCUUCAAAAAAGCUCAUCUUCAACACCUAAAAAUAGUCAUAAGAGUAUCAUCAGUAAAAGGUCUAUAUUAAAAGAUUCACCCAGGUUACCUCCAAUUAAGAAGAAUGUACUGAAGGGUAAGAUAAAAAAGAAACUCAAUAAAAAAAUGAUUGAAACAAAGGAAGCAAAGAAAAAGAAGAAAAAUUUAAGCAAGUUAGGGUCAUUGUUGAAAGACACUAAUAAGAAAAGUCCUUCUUCUAGUUUAAACCACUUUUUGCAAUGUUUAUAGUAAAAAAAUUGAAAUUGUCUGAAUGUCAAAAAAAGACGUAUUGUAAUAGAUCAUACAAAAAAUAUCCAAGUUGUCAUGUUAUCAAGCAGAAAUUAUCUUUUUUGCAUUUUACACAUUAAAAUAACUUGAUAAAAUGUGUAGUCUUUAUUUUGGUCUUACAUAUCUCAUUCAGCAUUACAACAAAU
Acanthoscelides obtectus is the source of this 1295-nucleotide messenger RNA. The record is from the annotation of a GenBank genome assembly. NCBI's taxonomy places the organism in Eukaryota, Metazoa, Arthropoda, Insecta, Coleoptera, Chrysomelidae.